Mus pahari (shrew mouse) is the source of this 5529-nucleotide messenger RNA. RefSeq names its product ITPRIP like 2 (gene Itpripl2). The record is from RefSeq and is a predicted model, not a curated record. The coding region runs from base 633 to 2240 and encodes 535 amino acids. The transcript has a single exon. NCBI's taxonomy places the organism in Eukaryota, Metazoa, Chordata, Mammalia, Rodentia, Muridae.
GGCUGCAAGCCUUCCUCCAGCAACUUCCCAGUAAGUGCGGGAUCAGAUGCAGCCACCGCCCCGGAACCAGGCCUUCUCUGCUCUGCCUUCCAGGAGGGGGCCCAGGAGUAGCCCUCGGGAGUGCAGUCUCCCGAAAGUCCCGAAGUCCCUCUGGCCAUCCGGCGUCGAACCAGGAGGAGGCUGGGAGGGGGCCGCCCUCCCCGCGAGGCUCCAGACUCCGGCAUUUCCUCCCGGCUGCCCGGCGCGGCCUUCCCCUCCGAAAGGAGAAAAUCCCGGGGCCCGAGUAACCCGGCUGAUCGCCCCCGGGCGCAGCUGUGGCGGAGCCAGGAGGGCCGCCCAGGGUAGGGUAGGAGUCCGGGGCAGAAGCCAGCCGAGAGCAGCGCGGCUGGGACUGAGCGGGACAGGGACAGGGCGCGGUCAGGGACCGGAGCGGACUGCGCGGGCGGCUCCUGAAAGGGGAACUUGAGCUGAGAGUGGAGGCAGAGCAGCGGGGCUGCUGGCCCCGGCGCUGCGAGCGGGGAGCCUCCUCCAAGGCCAAGGACACGGGGGCCUCGGGGCCUCCGGGACGCUGCGCGCAUGCUGGACAGGGGACACCACCCGGGCUCGCGCCCUGGGCCGCCCGGGCUCCCGGCAUGUCCGUGCGGUACACGCUCAACCUGCGGGUCUUCUGGCCCUUGGUGACCGGGCUGUGCACGGCGCUGGUGUGCCUCUACCAUGCCCUACGCAGCAGUGAGGAUGCCCGGGCCGAGCCCCCCGACGGCGCAGACAGCGGCUUCCCGCUGCUCAAGGUGGCCAUCCUUCUUCUCCUCGGCUACAUCCUCCUACGAUGUCGCCACGCCAUCCGCCAGCGCCUGUUGCCAGGCUCUUCCCGCCCUCGUGGUCAUGCCAACUUCUCAGCUAGAUCCUUGCAAGAGCCAGGCCUGAGCAUCUUACUGGAGAGCUACUAUGAGCACGAAGUGCGCCUGUCGCCACAUGUGCUAGGUCACAGCAAGGCACAUGUGAGCCGGAUUGUGGGGGAACUGGUGCAAGCUGGCCGGGCCCGAGGGUCUCCCGGCCUCAUCACCGGGGGAGCGCUGGCUUUGGCCUUCCGGGGAGACUUCAUCCAGGUGGGCAGCGCCUAUGAACAGCAUAAAAUUCGCCGACCCGACAGCUUCGACGUGUUGGUGCCACUGCGACUCCCGCCGCAGGUGGCGCUGGAGCCGCGGAGCCUGGGGACCGAACCCUCGCUGACCCCGGCCUUCCGCAGCUGCUUCGUGUGCGCCCUCAAGGCACCACCCUCGCCAUCGGGGGCCUCGACGGGCCAGUGGCAUCGCGACUGCAAACCCUUCGCUGAAGGCUUCUGUGUGGAUGUGCAGGGCCGUCGCCACCUCUCAGCUACCCUGGUACUGCGCUGGUUCCAGGCGCACCUACAGCGCUCCUUGGCCACUGUGCGCUACAGCUUGGAGGGUCGCUGUCGGGUCAGCCUGACCCCAGGCGGUCUGGAGCAGCCCCCCACCCUCCACAUCCUUCCUUGCCGCACGGACUAUGGCUGCUGUCGCCUUUCUAUGGCCGUGCGCCUCAUCCCCGCUGUCCACCUGGGUGAUGGCGUCUUCCUUGUGGCACCGCCACCACCACCCUCGCCUAGCGGGGCCCUGUCAGAGCUCCCGGGUGGCCUGCGCGCCGAGGCACUGUGGGGUGUGAACACAGCACGUCAGGAGCAGAAACUGCUGGGCUGGCUUCAGGAACGGGCGACUCCAGGUGCCUGCUAUCUCAAGUGCCUGCAGCUGCUUAAGGCCCUUCGAGACUUGGGUGCCCGCGGGCUGGACCCGAUGGCUGCUACACACUGGGGACGCAUCUUGUCCUCUUACGUGCUCAAAACGGCGGUGCUGGAGGUGCUUCUGAACGAGGGCGGCCCAACACCCAGCUGGGACGAGGCACACCUGAGUGAGUGCUUGGAGAAGUUGGUGAAGUUCCUUAGGGACUGCCUGCUGCGACGCCGAGACCUCUUCCAUUGUGUCCUAGGUCCGACUGGGGCAGCUGCAGAGGUUGGCCCUCUGCCCAAGGUGCUGCGCGAGGCAGCUCCUGUUGACCUCCUGGCGCCUUUCGACCUCCACUCCCGGGAGCUUGCAGCAGCGCGGUUGCUGUCCACGUGGCGAAGGUUGCCCCAGCUUCUCCGGGUCUACGGUGGUCCCCGCUACCUUGCCAGGUGCCCCGCACCCCGGAGUCAACGCAUCCAGGGCUUCCCUGAAGAUGAACCAUGAACCCAGAUUACACUCCACCGGACCAAAUGCCCCUUUCCCAGGGGAUGAGAGAGCAGAUGGCAGCUAAAUUCAAGAUGAGCUGUUCAAGGUGUGGAAAAAUUUGAAGGAUGUCACAGGAUUUGAUGGAACAAAUGUUCUGUCCUGGGCUCCAUGGCCUAAGAUAUCAGUGGCAUCUUCUGCAGACCUAUUAGAGUAUCUUGGGUGGUUUCAUACACAGAUGUCUCUGACCCCAAAUUAUUAGAAGCAAUUAUUUUUGAUAUACUUAUUUGGUAAAUACUAGGUUCCCAAUUGGCUCCUAGCUUUGGAGGGGUGUUGUAUGUGUAUGUUUCAAUGCUGGGGCUAAAAUCCUAGACCCCUAUGCUAGGCGGGCCCUUUACCACGAAGUUACAUCCUGGGCCCCUAGUUUUUUGUUUGUUUGUUUGUUUUUGUUUUGUUUUUAAAGAAUACUUAUCCACAACUGGAAUUGAAAUUCUAGUCCAGCUGUUAGCAUUCCAGAUUUAGCUAUUUCCAUGAGCAUGCAUGUAUUUUUUAGUGGUGCAAUCACAGGUUUGUUGAAUACGAUUAAUGCAGUUGUCAUAAAUUAAGUGACCCAUGCUAAGAGGUGGCCAAGAGCUGGUCAGAGACUUUCAGAGCAAGUGGCACUUUAUGUCUAGUCAUUGUCUUGUUCUGUGUUUGUUGGAACCAAGGGCUAUUCAAAAGAGCUUCCGAGCGGUUAUCUGAAAGACCAGGGCUCUGAAAAGCAGUCAGCCAGCCGCCAUCAGCACUCCUCCAGGUCAUAGGUGGGGAUUUGCACUUGACACUCAAAACCUGUUCAUUUGAGCCAGGCAGAAUGCAGAGGGAAAAAUCCUUGAUUAAGACAGGUCUGGCAAAAGUGUAGAACAUAAGUCUUUUAGAAGCUCCUGCCUAGGGUUCACCUGGAUACAACCCACUUAGGCUUCAGAGCUUCUGAGCAAAGGCCCCCGCAGGCUUGUCUCAGAGCAUAAGGACCUCUGAGAAGAAAGAAAACGCUUGAUGUGCUGUCUAGGAGGGUAGGGUUCAGUGAUGCCUGAUAUCGGGGUGGUGGCUGGGAGGUUCUUGAUUGCCCGGGCAGCCUUACAUCGAAUUGAAGACCAGUCGAUUCUUGCUUCUGCUUAUGACUUGUAAAAUAGCAGCUUGAGGCGUGUGCUUGGAGACCUAUCAGUCACCAGCAGUGGGCAGAAGAGAUAGGCGACAGGAGCAGAGGGAGAAAAGAGGGAGCUGGCUUAACAGUCUUUGCCCUUCUCAGCCCUAACCUUCUCUGGCCUGGGCGCCCCUUGCUGUUGUGAGGAGCCCAUUUCCCACUACCUCCUAUCCUCCCGCCUUCCAGACAGCUUCCAAUAGCAGUUCAAGUUUAGAAAGCUUCCUCUCUUCUGGUGGGAAGUGUGGCCAGUCUCAGUCAUACACUUAGGGAUUUAAAAAACAAAAAACAAAAACAAAAAAACCCACAAAGAUCUGUGCUCCCUUAGACUCCUUAAAGUGAAGGUUGGAAGAUAAAAAUAGUCACAUGAAUAGGGUCAUUGUUUCAUUUCUUAGCUAUGUGGAGGGAACUCUGCAAACUCUCUUUCUUUGGGACACCAGGUUGGCAAUCCAGGGGAAUAGAUUGUAGGGACUUCUCAUUUGUCUUUUGCAACUCCCACUGAAAGAGAAAGAGCUAUCUCAUUAAGUUGUUUUGGGGACCGUCCCUCUUGAUACCCCAGAGGUCAUUCUUAGAUUUUUGAGGCCAAUUUUUGGUUAUAAGGUACGGCAUUGGAUGAAAGGGUUGUUCUGUCAGCCUCUUGCAAAGAUAGAAACUGCACAGUCAGUUUGAUUUUAAUUACUUUAAAAAGCCAGUGCCAAGGGAAGAUUGUGCAUGUGUGUGUGCAUGUGUAUAUGUGUGUGUCUCUGUGUGUGUAUCUGUCUCUCUCUGUGUGUAUGUAUGUGUGUGUGUGUGUGUGUGUGUGUACAAUACACACGUGAUUUCUACACUCAGCCUAUUGCUGCCUCUGUAGUCAUUAAGUUAGAACAGGGGAGAGGCAAAUUUCCAACUAUUUCUAUUUUUAAAGUCGAUAAUAUUUUAAAGUAUAAAUCUGGGUAGGAUCAUAAAUAUGAAUAGCUUAUAUAAAUAUAUCUUUCUUGUAGGGUUUUUUCUUUUUUCUUUUUUUAUUAAUUACCCAAAGCUUCAUCCCGCCUCAAACUUUUAAAGUUUAUUAUUAUUAUUAAAUUAAUGGGCAUUGUGUUUGUAAAUUUUUUAAAAAAUAUUAAUGUUUUAUUUAAAUGCCAUGCUGAACAGUUGUUCUCGCUACGUGGCAACAAAAACUUAAGAGAUUUCGAUCAAUUUUGAUCAAUAUUUAGUGAUCUGAAACAUGUACUAUGUACAGAUGCAAUAAUACGGCUUUGAACUGAGUCCAGUGGCUGCCCAGGGCCUUUCAAUUCAGCUCAGUUCUGCACUUCAUUACGGCUACUGUCAUGGCCUCUAUCUGACAUGCAUACACCUUUGGUGUAUAUUUGGUGCUGGAGAGUCAUAUAUGCCAAUAUUCUCAUAUACAAUGACUCUACCAAAAAAUAAAGAGUUGUUUAGCCAGUGCCCAAAGAAAACCGUUUUGAGGAAGAUGACUCAGCUCUUUUGCGUCCAGACACUUCAGUAAUUCCCACUGCCCAGCUCGGAGCCUUCCUGGAAUGCUCCUGGGCUGGGAGAAUAUGAGUUUUGCAAAAUGAACGAAGGACAGUAUGAGUGGAUGCAAAUAUUCUCUGAGGCUUUGGGGGAGGAGGUCUUAAGGUGUAUGUGAAAGGAAGAGAUGGGAGGGAGAAGGGUAAAGACACCUCAAGGGUGGGAGAGAGUUUUGGGUGAGGAAAUGUGUUUUUAAGUAUGUGCUAUUUCCGGUCAGGAGUCACAAACUCAGUAGCCUAAAGGCAGGGAGAUAAAUAAGAAGGGGAGGGUGUGGGGACUGUGCCUACCUUAAAGGAGGCAGCUCACCUCAGUUCCAAGAUGGAAAAUAAAGGGUUGGGCCAACAAAUUAAAAUACUAACGCUCACUGGUUUUUAAUUUAAGAAGUAAUUUAAAAAGUCUAAAACCACCAAGUGAGCCAGAUAAGAUAUCCGGUUGAACCUGAGGCCACCAGUUUGCGACCCCUUGCCUUACACAGUUAACCUUCCCCCAGGUAUGUAUAGGCUUAUAUUCUUUGCCAUAGAGACAGUGGUUAAAUAUAUAUAAGUGGGGGGGGGGUGUUAGUUCAUUUCUACUUUAUCUCUCAGAGUUAAACUUUGUUAUAGGAAUAACAGCAGAAAAAAAUAA